Angiostrongylus costaricensis is the source of this 370-nucleotide messenger RNA. Lineage: Eukaryota; Metazoa; Nematoda; Chromadorea; Rhabditida; Metastrongylidae. The record is from the annotation of a GenBank genome assembly.
CCCGACACCCAGAAACACCUCCCAGUCACGACGAUGAAGCGGUGUACCGUUGGGAGGCAUCACAAUAAUAUGACCUAUUUAAUCUAUCUGACCUAUCAAAUUGAAAAGUUUGCUUGUGUUUUUGCAGAGCUAUCAGUUUGAUCUCAGCAUCUCUGGUGCACGAACUGUGCUGGUGGUGGUGCCGAAUACGAUUCUUGUCGAAGUGGUAAUGCUCGUCAUUGCCAUGAAGCUUCGAUUUUAUCUGAGGAAUAAACGAAGACAUAUAAGACAUGGAUUAACUCCGAUAAAAUGUAGGAGAAUUAAAGAGUUGAUAAUUUCCAGAAAACUGGGCCAUGAGCUUAACUUCGUUAAGCACCUUAGUGAUGAUUGA